AUGCUGCGGAUCGCCCGGAGUCGGCCGCUGCUGCGCCUCUUCUCGACCGAGGCCAAGAAGCGCAAGGUCAAGGUCGCGCUCGUGAGCGGCUACCUUGGCACGGGCUACCAUGGCGUGCAGCUGCAGGACACCAAUGGCGUUCCAACCGUCGAGAACGAAGUGCGCGCUGCGCUCUUCAAGGCCGGCUGCAUCCUCGAGUCCAACCUUGCCGACCUCUCCAAGAUCGGCUGGUCGCGCAGUAGCCGUACCGACAAGGGUGUCCACGCGAGCUGCAUUGUCUUUUCCGCCAAGCUGCUCGUCGACAGCGACAGCAUCGACGAGACGAACGGUCGGCUGCGUGGCCUGCCCGAGGCCAUCAACGCGCACCUGCCGCCGUCGAUCCGCAUGUUCACCGCCACCAAGGUGCACCAGUCGUUCCGCGCCCGCGAAGACUGCACGCUGCGCGAGUACGAGUACUUUUUGCCGCUCUCGUUUCUUGCGCCGCUCGCGACCAACGGGCAGUCGGUCGACGCGAUGGCCGACACGAUCCUCGCCACGCUGCCGCGCUACGAAGGCAUCUUUGACUUUCACAACUUUACCAAGCAGCGCGGGUCCUUCUACAAGGAGAAGGACCGCCGCGUCGCCAAGCGCAUGGCCAAGGACGCCAUGAGCGACGACGACGAGGUGCUCGAGGACGACGACGACGACGACGAUCUCGCGGUGCCCAAUGAUAUUUCCAUCGAGAAUGGCACGCGGCGGUCACUGCAGCGCCAUCGCCGCACGAUCUACCGCUGCCGCGGGUCGCUCAUCACGGACUUUCAUGGGAGCCCGUACCUGCGCGUGCACUUGACAGGCGCCUCGUUCCUCCUCAACCAGAUCCGCUGCAUGGUCGGCGCGGCCAUUGCCGUCGCGACCGGCCAUCUCUCGCCCAUGAUGUUUGACGCGGCGCUUGAAACCACUCAGAUCGUCCGUGUGCCGACCGCGCCGGCCGAGGGCUUGGUGCUCUCGAGCUGCGCGCUCGGCGGGAAGCGGCCGCUCAUCUCGCUCGUCCACGAUCACAACACUCCUUCCGCGCUCGAAAUGAAGAAGUUUGAGGCGCCGCACCGCAUUCUGCUCACGUCGACCGAGUGCGACGCGCUGGGCGCCUUUCGCCAUGAUGUCAUCUACAAGGAGGUCGACCGUGCAUGGAAGACGAGCGAGGCGGUCGCCAAGUGGCCGAGCACGCUCGCCAUCUUCCACGAACGCUUCCUCGAGCAGCAAGCGCAUCUGCCUGUGCUCCAAGCUGCCGUCGCCGCGCUGCGCCAAAACGACGCCGAGAAGCUUGCCGCGAGUAUGCGUGUCGUUCAGCAGGCGCGCCGCGACGAAGACCCGAUCCGGUGCCUUCCGCGGGCCUUCUCGACAUCGCUAAGUAUUCGGUUUGGCCUAACCCCAGGCAACUACGUCACGGACAUUCUUAUUGCCGUCAAGCAGAGCGUGCUGAGUGGCGUCGUGCCCGUGGACGCUACGGAAGAGGACUUGCUCGCGUUUGUCGACGACGUGGGCGUCGACAAGCUCGCAGCCCGCGGCCAGCGCAUCCGACUGCGUCAAGGAUAG
This is a messenger RNA of Saprolegnia diclina VS20, 1572 nucleotides long. RefSeq lists its product as hypothetical. Gene Ontology annotation, cellular component: nucleus. Gene Ontology annotation, molecular function: RNA binding; pseudouridine synthase activity. Bases 1 to 1572 code for a protein of 523 amino acids. The record is from RefSeq and is a predicted model, not a curated record. Gene Ontology annotation, biological process: tRNA pseudouridine synthesis; mRNA pseudouridine synthesis. Lineage: Eukaryota; Oomycota; Saprolegniomycetes; Saprolegniales; Saprolegniaceae. The transcript is spliced from 5 exons.